UAGUACACUAGAGGCCGGCGAUAACCGCCUGGUGCAGUUGCGUGAAUUUCGUGAAUUUAUUAUAAAAUUUCAACAAUUGUUAUGGAUCUGAAGCUAAAUGAUGGCAGCCAGCCGCAACAGCCGCAGCCGCCCAAUCAGCAUCCAUUGGCGGAUUAUCAUUUCAGCCAAGAGGAGCUGAAGGCGUUACGUGAAUGCAAUCAGGAAUCGUUUGUGCAACGCUCGCUCCCCUUCGGCACCGGGCUGGGUCUGUUGGCUUACUUUGGCGUCAAAAAUGGCUACAUUCAGGGCAACGGCAAAUAUGGGGCAGUGCCCAAAGUUGUGCUGGGCGUCAUCCUAGGCUAUUUCGUAGGCAAGUUCAGCUAUCAGCAGAAGUGUGCAGAGAAAAUCAUGCGCUUACCCAACUCGCGGUUGGGUGAACUGUUGCGACAGCGGCGGCAAGGCGGCGGCGUCAUUAGCACCAUAACACCGGAUGAGAAUCUGGGACGCGCCUUCACCUUGGCGCCCUUUUCGCCCAGCUCCGCGGAUGUCUACACCGAUGAGGCCUACCAGCCAAAGAGAAGCACCGCUCUGAAUUUGGAUACUGAAUCCCGGCCCACGCUUGCUGGAUUAGAUGAUAUCUACAGGCCGACACUGGAUUCUAACACUAUGGUGGACACGGAUCUGCCUCUAGAGCCGGCCAAGCCCGGCGAGAGCUACGAGGAUUUGCGUCGCAAGAAUCGCGAGGAGUACGCAAAGCAUCAACAGAGUGCCUACUCCAGGCCCUACGAGCCCAUACCCCAACAGCAGCAGCAGCCGCCCCAACGACCCCUGGCUCAAGAGCCCGUUCAAGGCAGAAAGAACAAAUACGGUGAUUCCUGGACAGAUUAACUAGCAUUCGAUCUUAUAAAUGCAGCGUCAAGUCUCUUAAAUUAAAUGCAAUUGUUAAUUUAAACGCUGAUAAUGCAAAGCGUAAUACACAAAACGUUACAAAUAUGUUUGUUAAUAAUUUUAUAAGCGAAAAGAUCUGAAAUUUGUCAAUAAUCGUUUAAAAUGUUAAGCUUUAUGUGCAAAGUUGUAUAAGAGAGCCAGUAUAAGAGUAAGAGUAUAAGCUAGACUCAGCUACUGUCAAAUCUCGAAUAUGUAGCGACAAUUU
Drosophila arizonae is the source of this 1132-nucleotide messenger RNA. It is a transcript of the gene asrij, whose product is annotated as OCIA domain-containing protein asrij. Gene Ontology annotation, cellular component: endosome. The record is from RefSeq and is a predicted model, not a curated record. NCBI's taxonomy places the organism in Eukaryota, Metazoa, Arthropoda, Insecta, Diptera, Drosophilidae.